Lodderomyces orthopsilosis Co 90-125 is the source of this 558-nucleotide messenger RNA. RefSeq lists its product as uncharacterized. The coding region runs from base 1 to 558 and encodes 185 amino acids. The record is from RefSeq and is a predicted model, not a curated record. NCBI's taxonomy places the organism in Eukaryota, Fungi, Ascomycota, Pichiomycetes, Serinales, Debaryomycetaceae. Gene Ontology annotation, biological process: vacuolar protein processing. Gene Ontology annotation, cellular component: intracellular membrane-bounded organelle. The transcript has a single exon.
AUGUCAGCAGGUAGUCAAAAGAAGCUAGCGAUUAGGAACAAAUCGAUAUUGUACCAAUUACGUUACAUCGCAGCAACAGUCAAUCUUAUCGCCAUCAUUGCAAUUUUUUACUUUAGUCGUCCAUCAAGAUCCAUCACAUACAUAUUAUUAUCCAUUCCUAGUUUUGUCCUCCAAUAUGUAUUAGAAUCAUCAGGCUCGCCUAAGAUUGGCCCCGAUGGGAAAGUAAUUGCUUCUGGUGCCGAUAUUUUACAAAAGGGCUCAUUAUUUGAGUAUUGUUUCGAUAUUAUUUAUUUGACUUGGAUUUUGGAUGUGUUGAUGAUUGUUUUGGGAAGUAAUAAAGUAUGGUGGGGAUAUGUAAUGAUCCCUGGGUAUGCCAUCUACAAGAUAAGUGGGUUCGUUUUGCCCUUCUUUAAAAAAACAGGUGGAGCAGCCCAACAAAAUGAAGUUGAUGGGGAUGUUUCUGGUUCUGCUACAAGGAAAGACAAUUCGGGGUUAAGUAAACGUCAGCAGAAGUUGAAAGCAAGACAAGAAAAAGGGCCCGCUGUUAGAUAUAGGUAG